AUGGCAUGUGUGUGUGUUCUUGCAGCAGCGCUGUUGCUACCAUCAACACGGAAAACGCAUCGCGCGGUGCAGGCAUUCUUUGCAGCAGGAAGACGAAGUGCUCGAAAUUUAGUCGCGCCGAUCGCUUCGCUGGAGCGUGCUGGAUCGACCGGGAAGGAGAUAGCGGCCUGUCUUGAAGACCGAACUGGUGUGAACUCAGUGAAAAAUUCAAUAGAUGAAGCAAGCAGCUCAUGGUGUGAGGAGAGGAAAGCGGUAGAAGCAGACAAACUACCAAAUGGGCUUUGCUUUCGGCUUUCCAUCCGUGUAGGCAGUCGUUUCUAG
This is a messenger RNA of Acanthocheilonema viteae, 321 nucleotides long. NCBI's taxonomy places the organism in Eukaryota, Metazoa, Nematoda, Chromadorea, Rhabditida, Onchocercidae. The record is from the annotation of a GenBank genome assembly.